Messenger RNA from Achroia grisella, 2287 nucleotides. RefSeq names its product lachesin (gene DIP-beta). Gene Ontology annotation, cellular component: neuron projection. The transcript is spliced from 9 exons. The record is from RefSeq and is a predicted model, not a curated record. The coding region runs from base 433 to 1674 and encodes 413 amino acids. Lineage: Eukaryota; Metazoa; Arthropoda; Insecta; Lepidoptera; Pyralidae.
GAUGGGACUGUAUGACGUUACUCCCCAACUUUCUCAUUCGAGUUUACGAGUUUAGUUCCCGUAUGUGUUCCAUUCCAAAUAUAUACAAAACUUUACUGUUUGACUUCAAAUAAACAGUACGAUAUAAGCGGUACACUUUGGAAGUGAAAUGGAAGAAAUUUGUUUGUCUGAUAUAGAGAACAAACUGGUUGAUUUUAAUAGAGCUUUUAAGUGAAAAACUUGUUAAGUGUGCUGUGCAGAAGGUGAUAAACGAAUUUUCUACAUAUAUCCAUAUUACCAGGCACAUUAUGACUUUUAGAUGAUUCAAUGUUAAAUUUAUUAAUUUGUAUAUAGCAGAAUCCGUCAUCUACAAACAAAAUGAGAAGAUCAAGGCGGAUAUCAAGACUAAAAGGUAGCAGUAGAUGGCAGCACAGGACCACGUGCUGAGACAAGAUGGCGGUGGGCGCGAACAUGCGAGGUGGCGGACCCUUAUCGCGUCUUCUUGUCCUAGCUGUUUUACAUGUCAAUUUUAUUGCUCUAGGUCUGGAACCGGACUUCCUAUACCCUUUAGAGAACGUGACCAUCGCCCAGGGCCGGGACGCAAUGUUCACGUGUGUGGUGAAUAACCUUGGUGGUUACAGGGUGAGUGGCGACUCCGCCACUGCCAGGGUUGCGUGGAUCAAGGCGGAUACAAAAGCGAUCCUGGCUAUCCACGAGCACGUGAUAACGAACAAUGCGCGGUUGAGCGUCACGCACAACGACUACAACACUUGGACGCUUAACAUCAGAGGGGUGAAAAGGGAGGACAGAGGACAAUAUAUGUGCCAAGUUAAUACAGAUCCGAUGAAAAUGCAGACAGCAUUUUUAGAAGUGGUUAUACCACCAGAUAUAAUAUACGAAGAAACAUCAGGAGACAUGAUGGUGCCGGAAGGCGGGUCAGCUAAGCUGGUCUGCAAAGCAAGAGGUUACCCGCCUCCAAAGAUUGUAUGGCGAAGAGAAGAUGGCGGCGAUAUCAUAUCAAGAGGUGGUCCGCAAGGGAAAACCAAAGUAACGUCACUGGAAGGUGACAUAGUAAAUUUGACGAAAGUAACCCGGUCCGAAAUGGGUGCUUAUUUGUGCAUCGCAGCUAAUGGUGUUCCUCCAUCUGUCAGCAAAAGAAUAAUGCUUCAUGUUCAUUUUCAUCCCUUAGUACAAGUGCCAAAUCAACUGGUGGGGGCACCGACAGGCACAGAUGUCACGCUACAGUGUCAUGUGGAGGCAUCGCCUAAAGCCAUUAACUACUGGACAAGAGAAAACGGUGAAAUGAUAAUAUCGAACGACAAGUACCAGAUGAGUGAGAUCAAUAGCUCGGCUUACAGCGUUCAGAUGAAGCUUAUAAUCCGGCAUAUACAACGCAGCGAUCUCGGUGGAUACAAAUGUAUCUCCAAAAACUCUAUAGGUGAUGCAGAAGGCAAUAUUAGAUUAUAUGAAAUGGAGCUACCAAAUCGCAAAUCGCAGGACGACGACGAACGUGAAAAUUCCCUAGAGGAAACAAACGACGUGCGUUCUAGUCUCCAGGGUUCACUUCGCGAAGGUGGACCCCGAGCAGAAGACGCCGGCUUCCUGGGCGGGGAGGGCCUAUCUUCCAGGUCAGGAACACACGCGUCCUCAUACACAAUACUGUUAAUAUCAGUCGCAAUAUACGCCACAUGUUAAACUUUCUCCUUAAAGCCAUGCGCAAAGUUAAGCUCCUUGACUGAAAGUAACGCGGUUUAUAUCACGUAUUUAUUGUUCUUCCAACUUUUAUACAAGAUUUUCUCAUUUCUUUGGAAUCUAAAAUAUUGUUAUUGAACUUUUUGUCAUCAUUGCUACUAAAGUUUUUAUAUUGUUAUCAUUUAUGUUGACUUGUGCAUGGCUUGACAUUGUACAGAAUAUAGAAGUGUAUCCGUCAUUGAACUUUGGCAACGAUAUAGGUAUUGCCUAGAAUAACGAAAUAUAGAAUAUAAGGCAAUAUAAGGAGACUGUGGCAGUAUAUAAUUAUAUAAUUUAAAUAGAAUAAUGAUAGUGUCGUUUACAGAACCACGCCUGUAAAGAUAUUCUUGUAUGCUUUCAUAAUUGAUAUCGAGGGUGCAAUUAGCAACAGUUCCAUACGUUGCACCUGUGUCUGUUAACCUAAUAAUUAUUUAAAUAUAUAAAAUUAUGCUGUUGUCUGUUGUUAUUAGUUUAAAUAUAUGUUGUACCUAUGUUCAGUUUCAUUAUGUAGAUAUAUAUUGAAAUAUAUACGUAGAUGUAUAAUGGUUUUAUUGAUAUACGAAAAUAUUGUUUUUAA